This is a messenger RNA of Entrophospora candida, 1686 nucleotides long. NCBI's taxonomy places the organism in Eukaryota, Fungi, Glomeromycota, Glomeromycetes, Entrophosporales, Entrophosporaceae. The record is from the annotation of a GenBank genome assembly.
AUGUUGAAUAUUUUUAACAUUGUGAAAAAAUUUUUUAAAAUUUCACCCGAAUACACUACCGUAUUCUUGUUAGCAUGGUUUGGCUUAGGAACCAGACCGAUCACCUUCAUCCCUUUGUUUUUGCAUCCAUUAAUAUUAUUAUUAAUACGUUCAACUCCUAUGUAUAUUAAUUUGGGACUCUUCAUUGCAUUGGGAUGUGGAUCCGCGCUUUCGUAUUAUGAAACUUCAACCUCGUCUAUCGAGUCACCAUUUGACGACUACAAAGCACUUUUUGUAGUUGGAAGCGCAAUAACAACCUUGACAAUCAUUCCAGGGAUGAUAACAAAAUUUUUAAGUGAUCAUUUCGGGCUCAGCGAUUAUGACCCACCAACAAGAAAUAAAAUAAGCUUUUGGUCAAUAUAUCCAAUCAUUUGGACUCUGUCAUGGUCGUUGCUAAGACGAUACUCGCCAGUUGGUUCUUGGGGUGAUUGGAGUUAUACGUUGGACUCAUCCGGAUAUUCUGGAAAUCCUAUAAUGCAGCUUGCAUCAAUAGGAGGUUUAUCGGCCAUAAAUCUAUUGCUAUCAACGUGGUCGGUGAUUGCUAGCAAUCACAUUAUUUAUAAAUAUAAAAUAAAGGAUAGGAAGAAACGAUUGAUUUACCAACAAUCAAGAGACAAUGAAAAUACUCCUCUAUUAAUUUCUUCUUCUCGAAACACCCCAUCAAUACUAGCCAUUUCUAGUGGUAAUAAUAGAAUUACAAGACCAAUCGAUCCUGCAUUAACUAAUCUGGAACAGAAUUUAAAAUUUAAUUAUAAUGCGGCAUUAGGACUUUUUGUUUUUUUAUUUGGAGUAAUCUUUUUUUAUAAUUUUAGAUUAAGCCAUUUCGAAAAUACCGAACCAGUUGAAUUGAUAAGAGUUGGAUGUAUGUUACCAGGUGCUGGUAUAACACAUGAUGAAAUUUUGAGAGCUACGGCUGAUCUUGGUACCAGUAAAGCCGUCAAAAUUAUUUUAUGGUCAGAGUCUGCACUUCCGUUACAUUCUCAAGAGGAAUAUAGUGAAUUAUUAGAAAAUAUUUUAUUUGAAUAUCAAAAAACUCAUCCAGUAUGGUUGGCAGAGUCUUGGUCGACAGAGGGCGGAGAAGGAAAAUUGCCGAUUGUAAACGUAGAAUAUGAAGAUAAAAACAAAAAGCAUCAUCGUAACUAUACUACUGAUUUAAGAAUUAGUGGAGCAAUUUGCUUGGAUAUGGACUUUCCUGAACUAUUAAACCAAGCAUCAUCAGCAAAUUUAGUUCUUUCGCCGGCACAAACCUUCUCAACUUAUGUAGGUUUGCAACAUUUAAGAAUGUCGUCGAUCAGGGCAAUCGAAAAUGGGUAUUGGAUAUUACGUUGUGAUCAAGGCGGUGCAAGUGGUUUGAUAGAUCCAUUAGGUAGAAUUCGUAAUUAUGAAAUUUCCAUAAGAAAAAAUAUCCAACUGAUUACUUGGGAUGUCCCAUUCGACUCCAUAAAAAAAGUUGAUACUUAUUACGGAGCCCUGGGUGAAACUUUGGUGUGGGUUUUUAUAGGGUUCUUAAUUUCGUCGAGAGCUUAUUGGGUAUUUGGAAAAGAAAGCCAUGUUGAGUUUGUUCGAAAUUUUGUAGAUAAUUUUUAUAGUGAUAAAGUUCAAUAUAUAGAUGAUCGAAUUGAAAAUAUUAUUUUGAAUAAUUUUUAA